Messenger RNA from Exophiala xenobiotica, 3320 nucleotides. RefSeq lists its product as uncharacterized. Gene Ontology annotation, cellular component: endoplasmic reticulum. Gene Ontology annotation, molecular function: phosphatidylinositol-4-phosphate phosphatase activity. Bases 182 to 3001 code for a protein of 939 amino acids. The transcript is spliced from 3 exons. The record is from RefSeq and is a predicted model, not a curated record. Lineage: Eukaryota; Fungi; Ascomycota; Eurotiomycetes; Chaetothyriales; Herpotrichiellaceae. Gene Ontology annotation, biological process: phosphatidylinositol dephosphorylation.
UUUUAUCCGAUGACAUCAGCCACCCUGACGACUUUGCACCUUCAUUUCGAAACAUGAAAACAAUCCUCCACCUCGUCUCGUUCCCUCCAUCCUCACGCAUUCUCAGCCGCUUUUUGCAUUCAAAGUCGACGAUGUUGACGCGAGUGGCCAUCACUGAUCUCUCAUAUGACAACGAAACAAAAUGCCUGCUCUAGUCCGAAGACUCCUCAUCUGGGCGACGGUGGAUGGGCUUGUUCUCCAAGCUCAUGGCUCUGCCGAAAACCAUAAGGCUAUUCAGAUCGACUAUAAGCGACGCCAGGUAAAGGAGCUACAAGUCGACGAUGCAGCCAGCAAGAAAGGGACCUCGUUAGAAGCCCAUGGCAUUAUAGGACUCCUGUCAAUCGCGUCUUCCACAUUUCUGAUUGCCAUAACGCAACGAGAACAAGUCGCUCAGAUCUUCGGAAAGCCGGUUUAUGUCAUUCGAGACGUAGCCAUUCUUCCGUUGUCAUCCCACAAAGAGGCCGAGCGAGCUAUCACAUCUGCCCUUGCCUCGCGAGAGUCAUCCACAACGGGCAACGACUCCGACUCUGAUUUCAGCGAGCCAGGCGAAGAGGACGAAUCUCCACCAAAGGACGUAGAACCGGAGACGCCGGUUGAGCAUCCUUUGACUCAGCAGAAGAACUCAAGCUCUACAAGCAUCGUCAGAGAUGUCAUUGCUAAUCGAGGUCAAUACGCGCGUUUUGCUUCGCAAUGGUUCUCGAAGCAGGGCUGGAGAGGCGCGAAAACUGGCACGUCUAACUCCUCAGCACCUCCCCAGCAGGCUCAGGGUUCACCAACAGCAUCAUCGACUGCAGAAGGGGAUGCAGCCGCCGCGGCAAAUCUACCGAAGCCGCAAGGCGAAGGUGACGAAGAGAAACAAACGGAUGAAGCUGCACAUAUUAUGUCUAGCAAUUCCAUUCGCGAUGCCCUACCUCGAAUCGUCAAGACCACAAGGAUGAUCUUGACAUCUGGCAGCUACUUUUUCUCCUACGACUUCGAUCUGACACGUCGGCUGGUUCUUCUCGGCGGCAACGCAAAGGCCCCAGCGAGGGAAACAUUAGACCCACUGUACUUCUGGAACCGACGCCUGGCGACUCCAUUUCUAGAUUCCAAACAGGAUGCUUUCCUCAUGCCAAUCUUGCAGGGGUUUGUAGGCCAGCGAGCUUUCACAGUCCAGAAAGCCGAGUCGAAAAAUCCGCAUUCAGCGUGCAUUGUCUCCGCUGAGCAUGACAAGGAGUCUGCUGGCCUAGAGCAUGCCAUCAGCCACGCCAAACAAGGCCUCGCUAGUAUCAGUGGUGAUACUCAGGACUAUUUGUUGACGCUGAUAUCUCGGCGGUCAGUAAAGCGCUCCGGCCUGCGCUACCUACGAAGGGGUAUCGACGAUGAAGGGAACUGUGCGAAUGCUGUGGAGACCGAACAGAUUUUAUCAUCCCCCGACUGGGCAUCUUCGCGGAGGAUUCGGUCCUUUGUCCAGAUACGAUGUUCCAUCCCCUUGUACUUUUCGCAAUCGCCUUACUCUUUCAAACCGACUCCAAUCAUCCACCAGUCGGCGGCGAAGAACGAUAAUGCUAUGAAAAGGCAUUUCCAUGACCUCAAGAGUCGAUACGGGAGCGUUCAAAUUGCAGCCUUGGUGGACAAACACGGCACAGAAACCAACAUUGGGCAGGCAUACGAAGAGGCCGUGCGCAAUCUCAAGGAAUCAAACCAGCUGGAUGGUGUCCAGUUCGAGUGGUUCGAUUUUCAUGCGGAGUGUCGUGGUAUGAAGUUUGAGAAUGUGUCCAAACUCGUGGACAAGCUGGAAUCUACGCUUGAAGGGUAUGGAGAGACGACCGUAUCAAGCACAGGAAUCGAGACCUCCCAAUCAGGUGUGAUUCGCACAAAUUGCAUGGACUGUCUGGACCGAACGAAUGUAGCACAGAGCGCUUUUGGGCAGUACAUGCUACAGAAAGACCUGGCUAAGGAAGGAUUUGCAAUCGACUUGCUACACGAUGAAACCACGACUUGGUUCAACACUCUAUGGGCCGACAAUGGAGAUGCGAUUUCGCGACAGUAUGCCUCCACCGCUGCACUCAAGGGUGACUUUACACGAACCAGACGGCGCAAUUACCGCGGAGCGUUAAACGACUUCAGCCUGACUUUGACUCGUUAUUAUAACAACAUGGUCAACGAUUAUUUCUCUCAAGCGGUCAUCGACGUGCUGUUGGGUAACGUGUCUUGGAAGGUAUUUGAGGACUUUGAGAGCAACAUGAUGAGCGCAGACCCGGGUAUCAACAUAGAACAGAUACGCGAGGCGGCUAUCGAAAACUGCAGAAAACAGGUCAUUCAGGAUGCAGAUGAGGACCUUGUUCAAGGCUGGACCAUGCUAACACCUGCUCAUGAGAACACCUUACGCACAAUCCCAUUCGAGGAAGCGGUCGUGCUCUUGACGGAUGCUGCCCUAUAUUGCUGCAAGUUUGAUUGGACGACAGAGAAGCUGAGGUCGUUCGAGAAGGUUGACCUUCGUUCGAUUUCCAAGAUCAGGUACGGUACAUACAUCACAUCGACGUUUGGUGAGCGGCAAAUGAAAGAAGAGUUCAACGCUGGGCUCGUGGUGGUAUAUCAGCCGAGCAAAGACAGUAUCAUUCGAACAAACACCAGGUCCUUGCAGAAUUAUGUGGAACCCGUUUCGGAUGAUUCCCAAAGCCGCAUUGACGGCGGUACUGGUAUUCUGUCCUGGCUUAGCCCGUCGUCCCCACCGUCAUCAAGGACAGUGGCAAUGAAAGUGAUCGCUACCGAGACACGGACUGAGCCGCCGCUCGCCGUGGCUGGACGUAUUGCCGAGGAGAUCCGACGGGCCAUCACCGGACCUGAAGAGAAAAGCGAAGAGCAAGGAGUCAGUGAGCUUGUGGAACAAGAGGACAUCAUUUCCCUUGCUGAUGCCAAGAAGCGGACUGGCUACUUGGAACAGCUGGGUUAUUCCAUCAAGAAGCUGGUCUGGUCGUAAGAGUCGCUCAAGAGGGAGUCGGAGUCUAGGGGUAUUGAACAUGAAGAGAAAUCCACCAAGAGAACAACUGGACAUUGGUGUCCAGGAGGUCAACUCAUGGGGGAGUUGGGGGACCCUCGAGACCGGACAACAUCGAGGUUUGCUGAAGAAACGGGGACCGGAGAGCAGAAGAGUGUAGAGGAAGUAUUGUUAACGAUCAGAAUGAAGACACGAGCCUGAGAGAUUUUCUAGAUAUCAUUAUCAUCAUAAAUCGGACUCAAUACCAGACCAAGGCACCGGGGUCUAGGGCUCUCAUCAGGUUUACUUUUUGGGUGGGCGG